GGCGUAUCUAUUGAAAUCUGGACACAAUCUGAUCCAGCGAUGCAGUAGUUAUACUAAGGUUUUUUUUAUAAAAACUAAAAUGAAAAUUAAUUUUAAUAGAGCUUAUAAAAAAAGAGAUCACCAAUUCACCAUGAAAGAGAUCUCUAAUUUCUUAGCUCAAAGCAAAAUAAGAAAAAUCAUAUCUCUCUCUCCCUCUCUUUCUGUCUAGAGAAGACUUUCUCUCUCUAGUUCUUGCCGGUAUACCUUAAAAUUACAAGAUCGCAAGUGAAAAUUAAAGCCGAGCAAAGAAACAUGGGAAGUAGUUUCUUUGGUAGACCAAACAUGGGAGGAUCUUCGCCGUCCUCAUCAUCUCCGACGUCUUCCUCUUCUUCUCCGGCGACAAGAAGAGGGAAGAAGAAUGGGUCCGAUAAGCCGAAGCAGCCACAAAGAGGUCUCGGAGUAGCACAAUUGGAGAAGAUUAGGUUACACGGCGAAAUGAGUUGCAAUAGCUUCAACAAUUAUAACCCUUCUUUGUAUCCUCAGGAGGAUGUCAGGAUGCAAGGAGGAUAUUCAUCCAUACCAUCAUCAUCACUAUCACAAUCUUCGUCUCCUUACGGUUUCUAUCCAAACAUGAUGAUGGGAGUACAUAGAGAUCAAUACGAAAGAGCAACCAUGAGUUGGAAUCCAAGCUACGGCAUCUUAGAGAGCCAACAUUCUUUGGAACCAAACAUCACAAGACAUGUCUUACACGAGGAUCCAAACUCAACAAGGCGGAGUAAAUCUUUGGGAUCGGGAAACCAACACUCGGGAUCGAGUGAAAAUCAAGAGCUGGACUUGGAAUUGAGAUUGUCACUUUGAUCAUUACUUUGUAAUGGUUUGGUCCUUAUGAAAUUGAAAAGAAGUCCUAUCAUUUCAAUUUCUUUAUAUCAUCGGGAUUGUAUGAUCGUCUCAGUAGAAAAGAUUUAAAGAAUGGGACUUAUUUGUACAUUUUGGGGGAAAUUAAAAGAUAGAUUAUAUUUA
This is a messenger RNA of Arabidopsis lyrata subsp. lyrata, 999 nucleotides long. RefSeq names its product protein SPEAR1. Bases 292 to 837 code for a protein of 181 amino acids. Gene Ontology annotation, molecular function: DNA-binding transcription factor activity. The record is from RefSeq and is a predicted model, not a curated record. The transcript is spliced from 5 exons. Lineage: Eukaryota; Viridiplantae; Streptophyta; Magnoliopsida; Brassicales; Brassicaceae.